Molecule: messenger RNA, 481 nt
Organism: Dinoponera quadriceps
Lineage: Eukaryota; Metazoa; Arthropoda; Insecta; Hymenoptera; Formicidae
Gene: Sf3b5
Product: probable splicing factor 3B subunit 5
Exons: 2
Coding region: 99-356 (85 amino acids)
Biological process (GO): mRNA splicing, via spliceosome
Cellular component (GO): U2 snRNP; precatalytic spliceosome
Source: RefSeq, a predicted model, not a curated record
UAACCUGAUCUGGUAAAGCGAGACGCCAAAAGGAAGCGAAGGCAUCGAGUCGCGCGCUCUUUGGAAUCGUUGAGAAAAGAGGAAGCCAAUUUGAGAAAAUGGGAGAACGUUACAACAUCCACAGUCAAUUGGAACAUCUGCAGUCGAAAUACAUUGGCACAGGACACGCCGACACGACCAAGUUCGAGUGGCUCGUCAAUCAGCAUCGUGAUUCCUGCAGCUCUUACAUGGGCCAUUAUGACUUGCUGAACUUCUUUGCGAUCGCCGAGAACGAGGCCAAAGCGCGAGUCAGGUUCAAUCUCAUGGAAAAGAUGUUGCAACCUUGCGGACCGCCACCUGAGAAGCCGGAAGAUUAAAUCGCUCCCCCUACCUCACUGUAUAUUCGUUUCAGUGUGAUAAAAACAAAAACUCGAACGAAAAUCAAGGAGUCAAAAUGCCUGCUUCGUGCUCCACAAAUUGCGGAAGAGACGCUAUUUUAAAA